GAGUGCUUUUAUAUUGAUUACUAAAACACAAUGAUCCGGCCUGACCUCUCUUUGCUGACACUGCUGCUGGGAAUACAUGCGCUACAUUGUGCAGAGGAUCCUGCCCUGACCUCGAAACUCACAGCCUUUCCUGCAGAUGAAGGAAGCAGACAGUUCUUCAGCCCCUUCCCAUGUCCAGAAAAAAUGCCGGCUGUGUGGAAAGCAGAGCAGACGCCUGUACUUACUCUCUUGUGCAGAAGAAAGAAGCUGCUAACUCCAGGACAGUUGUGGUCUGCCGAUCCCCCGAUACCCAGUCGAGCCAUUCCUGCACCGGAAGGGGAAUUCCUGGUGGAAAGAGAAAAGGAUCUCUCUACAUACAACUGGAACUCCUUUGGUUUGAGAUAUGGCAAAAGAAAAGCUGAGACUGUAUAUCCCAAGAUGAAUGUUUGGUAAUGAUAAGGGGAAGUCUGGAACAGGAUGUGAUUUGAGCAGGGACAAUAAAAUAUAUUUAAUGGAACAUAAAAGCCAAAAUGAAACUUUCAUAAUUCAGAAAAAAAUGUAAAUGUAAGACUUUUCAAUUUAUGCCGAUUAUUAAAUGUACUUUUUCCCCCUAGUAUACU
This is a messenger RNA of Bombina bombina (fire-bellied toad), 599 nucleotides long. It is a transcript of the gene KISS1, whose product is annotated as KiSS-1 metastasis suppressor. The transcript is spliced from 2 exons. The record is from RefSeq and is a predicted model, not a curated record. Lineage: Eukaryota; Metazoa; Chordata; Amphibia; Anura; Bombinatoridae. Gene Ontology annotation, molecular function: kisspeptin receptor binding. Gene Ontology annotation, cellular component: neuron projection. Gene Ontology annotation, biological process: positive regulation of cytosolic calcium ion concentration; G protein-coupled receptor signaling pathway. The coding region runs from base 31 to 432 and encodes 133 amino acids.